AUGUGGCCCGUAUCUUGGCGCGCCGCGUUGCUCGUCUUGCUCGGAGCCGACUUGUCUGCUGCUGCGGAUGUGUCCCUUUUGAAGGGCCUCUCGCAAUAUGUCCGGGGAGAUAGCUUUCUGUCCAUGCCUGUCGGUACCGUGGACCGACCACCAGGCGCAAAGCGGGCCGCCAACGGCUUUGAAGAAAAGCUCUACAAUAUGGAGUUCUUUUACGCCACAGACGUCUCCAAGAAGAAUCUCAUCCAUAGCCUGGACAUUCUGGCAAUCUUUUGUAAAUGGGCUUUGCCGCUGAUUCCUCUAUGCCGCUCGACAGUUAACAUUGGCAGCCCUCCCCAACGAGUUACAGUCCUCGUCGACACUGGCUCGAGCGAACUUUGGGUCAACCCUGACUGCCGAACGUCCAAAAGUUCAGACCUGGCAAAACAGUGCAGGGAGUUUGGCCAGUAUGAUCCGCGACGGUCCGAUAGCUCAUACGGUCCCUUCGGAACGGAAGACCUCGACUAUGGAGACGCCUCAGACUCGACGACGCGAACGUCCGUCUCGAUUAACUACUAUUCGGAUGUGGUUGCGCUUGGAGAUGCCAAAAUAAACAACCAAACGUUUGGCGUUGUAACGCAGAGCCAGGGCCAGUCUCAAGGUAUCCUCGGGCUAGCGCCAGACUUGAAGGGUGGUCUCAGCCCCAGUGAGCCAUAUAGCUUGGUCCUGGAUUCUAUGGCCAAGCAAGGCGUCAUAUCCAGCAGGGUAUUUUCGCUAGAUUUGCGCCGCUCUGACGACGAGCACGGCGCAAUCAUGUACGGUGGUCUGGACAAGAGUAAAUUCAUCGGUCCACUCGAGAAGCGUCCCAUCGUCAAGGGCGUUGGCGGUGAGUGGCGACUCGCGGUUGAGUUGACAACGAUUGGCGUUACCCUGUCAUCAUCAUCCAACUUUGCGGUCAAUGGAUCUGAUGCAAACGUCAUGCUGGACUCUGGGACGACCAUGACCCGCAUGCACUCAGCCGUGGCCGCGCCCAUUCUACGAGCUCUUGAUGCCGAGGUCGACAGCGAAGGCUACUACCAGGUGCGUUGUUCGGCCAAGACGUUCGGGGGCAGCGUAGACUUUGGCUUUGGGAAGAAGACGAUCCGCGUGCCGUUGAAGAAAUUUAUUUUGAACCUGGGGGACUCUGCCGGCAUGUGCUACGUCGGCAUGGUCGUCACAACGGGUCAGCAGAUUCUGGGAGACAGCGUGCUCCGCGCUGGCUAUUUUGUAUUCGAUUGGGACAACCAGGAGGUGCACAUUGCUCAAGCCGCCAACUGCGGAAAUAACGAUAUUGUUGCCGUGUCGUCUGGGACGGAUGCAGUUCCCUCUGCCACCGGACAUUGCAAAGAGGGUGAUGCCGCUCUUACCGGCGCUGGCGGUGCCAAGUCGACUCCCACAAAAGGCCGCGUCUCUACCCAGACUCGCAGGACGGUUUACACCGUCACUUCGUGUCCGCCUAUUGAUGCCGCCUGCGUGACCGCGCUCCCCGACUCCGUCACCCUCGAGGAGUUCAUCAACAAACCCGGAUACGGCCGCCACCCGAUUGCCGAGUCCAGAGACCCCUACACAUGCGGCAUCACGGGAUUGACCAGAUCCGUGGCACAGGUGGCACGGCGGACAGAUCACCUCGCGCGAGCCAUCGCAGAACAGUUGGCCUUUGAUCCUCACGAGGGGACGGAGUGGGACAGAGUUGUGUGCCUGUACUCCCUGAACACGAUCGACUACAUCCCCUUGGCCCACGCCAUCCAUCGUCUCUCGGGCAUCGUCACUCCCGCCAGUGCUGCCUACUCCCACCAAGAGCUGGAGCAUCAGCUGCGGUCGUCGGGUGCCCAGGCUCUCUUCACAUGCGUGCCCCUGCUGGACAACGCUCUCAAGGCGGCGGAUGCGGCCGGCAUCCCCCGUCGCCGUGUGUUUCUCCUCGCCGUGCCCCAGGUCGCUUCGGAUCCAAGCUUCGAGACCAUCGAUGACCUUGCCGAGCGAGGCAGGAGCCUGCCGCCGCUGCCACCGUUGAGAUGGAUCAAGGGCCAGGGCGCGAGGCAGACUGCCUUUCUCUGCUACUCAAGCGGAACCUCUGGUUUACCGGUCAGCAAUCGUCCCGUCCCUCCCUGCGCUCAACCUCUCCCGCGUCCCGUCCGCGCCCGCUCACGAGGCGACUGA
Messenger RNA from Metarhizium album ARSEF 1941, 2172 nucleotides. RefSeq names its product secreted aspartic proteinase. Gene Ontology annotation, molecular function: aspartic-type endopeptidase activity. The coding region runs from base 1 to 2172 and encodes 723 amino acids. The transcript has 5 exons. Lineage: Eukaryota; Fungi; Ascomycota; Sordariomycetes; Hypocreales; Clavicipitaceae. The record is from RefSeq and is a predicted model, not a curated record. Gene Ontology annotation, biological process: proteolysis.